Messenger RNA from Prunus armeniaca (apricot), 243 nucleotides. Lineage: Eukaryota; Viridiplantae; Streptophyta; Magnoliopsida; Rosales; Rosaceae. The record is from the annotation of a GenBank genome assembly.
AUGGAAGAUCUGCAUUCAUUGUUAGACAUGCGUGGGGGGCCGUCGAUUUUCGUUUGGGAGGUGGGCUGCAAAUCCAGCCGCACUUUUAGUCUUCGUCUCACAGAUUUGUGGUUGGGAGAUUUCUCAUCGUUUCUACAGCCUUCGACUCAGACGUCUUCCAUCUUUCUUGCUUGCGAGUUUUUGCAUCCUUUGUCUUCAGAGCGUGGGUGUGAGCCAUGUUCUAUCUUUAGGGUUCUUGGGUAA